Nicrophorus vespilloides is the source of this 765-nucleotide messenger RNA. Its product is annotated as A disintegrin and metalloproteinase with thrombospondin motifs 18-like. The transcript is spliced from 3 exons. The record is from RefSeq and is a predicted model, not a curated record. Bases 1 to 765 code for a protein of 254 amino acids. NCBI's taxonomy places the organism in Eukaryota, Metazoa, Arthropoda, Insecta, Coleoptera, Silphidae.
AUGGCCCAUUAUCCUGGCGCUUUGAUUUGUUUGUCGCUGUGCUUUAUUUGUUGCGCUGUCGCGAGCCUCGCCGACAGAUACAAAGAUUACGAGAUCGUUAUACCGAGGAAGGUGAACGAACUGGGGGAAUUCGUGAGCCAUUCCCUGAGCCAUUACCAUAAACGGGACGGCGAUGGUCCAUCGGAUAAUCUCCACUAUAGUGUGCCGAUAUCCGGCCGGGAUCACCAUUUGGAGCUGUUGCCUAAUCGUAAAAUUUCAAGUCCCGGGGCACUUGUGGAGACGAUCUCGCGCGCCGGAACCAAACAGUUCAAACGGAUGAGUGACAACAAUCGAUGCCAUUUCGGUGGAACGGUGAGAGGUGUCCGAGGAUCGCGUGCCGCUGUCUCCACAUGCAACGGUUUGGCAGGUUACAUACGGACCGACGAUGGACAUUACCUCAUCGAACCUGCAGCUCCGAUCUCGUCCGCAUCCGGUCCGCAUCCUCAUGUCGUUUACAAGGAUAGUGGAGAUGCAAAGGGGAAUUGCGGAUCGGAUGUUCGGAGGAGGAAUGCGCGCGAUGGUGUUAAUGCGACCGCGGGAAUUGCCUCCGUCGACGUUCCAAUAGAAAUGCACAUUGAGUCCUUGGUAGUCCUUGAUCAAGCCAUUCUCCGAUACCGCAAGGAAAUCGAUAUCGAGAACUUCGUGCUCACGGUAUUCAACAUGGCAAGUGCAUACACAUUACUGCUAUACAUACACGCAUUCCUCUCCUGCGACAAUUACUUUUAA